Messenger RNA from Asparagus officinalis (garden asparagus), 992 nucleotides. RefSeq names its product thylakoid lumenal 15 kDa protein 1, chloroplastic. Lineage: Eukaryota; Viridiplantae; Streptophyta; Magnoliopsida; Asparagales; Asparagaceae. Bases 74 to 712 code for a protein of 212 amino acids. The record is from RefSeq and is a predicted model, not a curated record. The transcript has 8 exons. Gene Ontology annotation, cellular component: chloroplast thylakoid.
CCGCUCCAAAUUAUCCACAACCGGAUAAAACGAAAGCAACCCCAAGCUCAAAUCCCUCUCUCUGUAGGUCUCAAUGGCUUCUUCAACUGCCCUAGCCCUAAUCUCUCCUCUCUCUUCUCCUCAUCAUCGACGAAUCUCCCGAUCUCGUUUCCUCUGCUCGAUCUCGACUCCUCAUCGCCAUCAGAAUCAAUUAGAGUUCAAGAUUCCUCAGAGCUUAGGCAGAGCGAGCGCGAUUGCUCUCGUCGCCGCUUCACUGUUCUUGGUGGACCCCGCAAUCGCGUUCAGGGGAGGAGGGCCGUACGGGCAGGAAGUGACCAGAGGGCAGGACCUCACCGGCAAGGAUUUUAGCGGGAAGAGCUUGAUCAAGCAGGAUUUUAAGACGUCUAUACUGAGACAGGCUAAUUUUAGAGGUGCAAAGCUAUUAGGAGCGAGCUUCUUUGAUGCUGAUCUAACGGGUGCUGAUCUUUCUGAUGCUGAUCUUAGAAGUGCAGAUUUAUCGUUGGCAAACUUCACAAAGGCAAAUCUGACUAAUGCAAAUCUUGAAGGUGCACUCGCAACUGGAAAUACUUCCUUUAGGGGAUCAGUCAUAAAUGGCACAGACUUCACCGAUGUGCCACUGAGAGACGACCAGCGGGAAUACCUGUGUAAAAUUGCCGACGGAGUGAAUCCAACAACUGGAAACGCUACGAGGGAAACAUUACUAUGCAACUAACAGUUAGCAACAUGUCAAAGCUAGCCACGGGCAUUUUCACUGGUGACUGCAAUAUUUUGCAUGAGCUCAGUUAUCGUCUCUUUGUGUGACCAUUUUUUUUAAUCAUGUGGUGUUCAUAAUCCCCGCAUCAAGGGGUUGUAUAGUGUAUGUUAUUUAACAUGUAAGAUUUUGUAAUAACAUGCACGUUGGACAUUUUCUUGUAGAUUAUUUGUUCAUAUGCGGAAAGAGCCAUAUUUAUUUCGUUUCUCAGAGAUGAUAAAGAAUCGUUGCGUUAUAGAGA